Castor canadensis (American beaver) is the source of this 1869-nucleotide messenger RNA. NCBI's taxonomy places the organism in Eukaryota, Metazoa, Chordata, Mammalia, Rodentia, Castoridae. The record is from RefSeq and is a predicted model, not a curated record.
AUGCGGACCCUGUGGAUCCUAGCCAUCCUGUUGGCGUUUCAUGUAGGCGCACUUGGCCAGCUGGAAACACCCCCCGUGGUGGGAAGAAUUCCUGCUGUCCUACCUGUGCCACCCCCACUACCCUCUCAGCUCAGUCUGCAACCUGUCCCCCUUAAUGUGCUAAGUACACCCGUCCUCAGAAGUUCCUCAACCCAGAGAAGCUCUCCUCUCAGAAGACCCCCAACUGGGACCCCAAGACCCAAGUGUGCACCCUCGGCCAGGUACUUCUUGUCUAGCAGCAAGCUCGAUGACUAUCUGAAGACCAGUCUGCCUCCACAGAUCAAGCAGCUGGUGAAGUGUGAGGAGGUUAACUUAGCCGGCCUAGUUGGAGCUGUGUUAUCCACACUGACCGAGUCCAACCUGUUAUCACUGUUAAACCUCAGUUCCAUCCUAAAUAUGGGAAGUGCCCUUGGCAUUGGUGGUCUUUUAGGCCAGGAAAGUGGUGGCAAAUCCAGUCUCCCAUUGCUGUCCAAAGCCACUGGUGUUUUUGGUGGCCUGCUCCCGCUGGGUCAGGAGAACCUGGGAAACCUACUUCCCGCAGCCCUUGGUGGAGACAAGAAUCCUGCCAAAGGACUCCUCGACAGUGUUAGUCUCCCCAAUCUCCAGCAGCCCCUGAAUGACGUGGUCAGAAAAGUUGGUGACCUCAAAGAGUCUACCCAGAAGGCACUGAAGGGAGCCCUGCCACCAGGCAUCAGCAAUGCACUCUCAGACAUGCUGGGAAAUGCCAACUUAGAAAAACUCUUGAUCAACCGGAACUGGCUCUUGAUGCUGUCACUUUGCAGUUUACAGAUCCAAAAAGUAAGUGUGGAUAAUGUGGAUUCAACCAUGACAGGAGAAGGGAUCGAUGUCCAGGCUGCAACUACUGCCACCGUUGGUGGAGAAGGCCUAAUUGGACCUGUAGUCAGUUUGGUAGGAUUUAAACUAUAUUUGGAUGUGACUCUGAAUAUGGCUCUUUCCACAAACCACACCCAAUGCAUUGACCUCGAGGUCCAGAAAACCGAUGUCCAGGUCAAAAGUGUGAGUCUUCAGAUAGUAGAGACGGUCACAGAAAUUUUGCCCGUCCCUUUGCCUCUGCCCUUGGAUAAACUCGUCCCUAAACUGUUGACAGUAAAGAUAAUGGAGAACAUUGAGAAGUCAAAUUCCUGUGGCAUCGCUCUCAGUGACUUCAAUGAUUGCAAGAACUCUACUGGAUUGUUCAAAUACCAAGUAAAAGGCGCCAGAAUUUCCUACCAAGGACUUUCCAUCCUCUAUUGUUCUCCCCAACUGACAGAGAUUUUUCUGUUUUUCUCUCUCCAGGCCAAAGCUCUCUUUGACAAAAACACAGUCCCUGUGCCAGAAGGUUUUCUCCCUCCAGAUCCUAAAGAUGUCAACAUUUCCCUAAUUAUGUCUCAAUUAAUGAUCAGAAAAAUUGUCACUCAUGUUGCCAAGCAGAGCUCUGUCCAGGCAAAUAACCUGGACGCAGUUAUCACCAAAGUAACCUACACCUUCCAGGAUGACAAUACGAUCCAAACCAUAUACUGGGUUAAGAUAACAAAGGACGGGGAGAUCUUUGCUACAGGGAAAACGACAUUACUCAUCUCACAUUCAGGCAAGAUUUCACAAAACAAACUGAUAGAAGACAUCACGCUGAUCAGAUCUGAGCACAGUGUGAACCCCCCUCAGGCUAAGGACGAGGUGCAAGGUGUGAUGCUAGAAGUUUUGAAGAAGUUUUGGACAGGUGUUAAUGCAUACUUAAAACAAGUGAACAUACCACCAGGCGUGUCCUCAUUUACUCUAAGUAAUGCCGAGGUUAAGGUGAUGAAAUCGAAUGAUCUUCUGGCAACAAACUGA